Messenger RNA from Thunnus maccoyii (southern bluefin tuna), 1146 nucleotides. RefSeq names its product GTPase IMAP family member 2-like. The record is from RefSeq and is a predicted model, not a curated record. NCBI's taxonomy places the organism in Eukaryota, Metazoa, Chordata, Actinopteri, Scombriformes, Scombridae. Bases 1 to 651 code for a protein of 216 amino acids. The transcript has 5 exons. Gene Ontology annotation, molecular function: GTP binding.
AUGACAGGGGCAGCUGGGGCCUUCAUGAUAGAGGCAGCUGGGGCCUUCAUGAACGAUGUGCCACAGCACCUUAGAAGCAGCUUUGAGUUCCUGCCACCUUACAUGUCUGAGCUGAGGGUUGUUCUGCUGGGGAACAGCUGGUCUGAGAGGAGUUCAGUGGGGAACUUCAUACUGGGAAAGACUGAGUUCAGCACUGAGGAAGAACCAGACUGCUGUCUGAGAGUCAGGGGACAGUUGAAGGAGAAAGAAAUAGUUCUCAUCAACACCCCAGAUCUGCUGCAUCCAAACAUCCCUGAAGACAAACUAAGAAAACAUGUAGAAAACUGUGUGAGUCUCUCUGAUCCUGGACCUCAUGUGUUCCUGCUGGUUCUACAGCCUGAAGACUUCACUGAGGAACACAAACUGAGGAUGUGCAGAGUCUUGAAGAACUUUGGUGGUCGACCAUUUGAUCAUUCACUGAUACUGAUAUCAACACCCAGAGAGGAGAGUCCAGGUUUUAUGGAAGAAUACAGGCAACACCCAGCCUUAAAAGACCUGAUCAGAAUGAGCCAGUACAGGUUUCUGUGGAGGAAAAACCUUGAGCUUGCAGAGCUGUUAACACGGUUAGGUCAGAUUGUGAAAGAGAACAACGGAGAACAUCUGAACCUGUAGUUAUUAAACUGCUAAAAGUGGAUUUCAGUUAGUUGGACUUAAGUAAAAGAUAAAUUUAAAAUGCUUUACUUUUUACUCCAAAUGUCCAACUCAAGAAUAAAAUCAUUUCAUUCAUCAGAAAGUGGUAGCCAAAUUGUAUAAGUUGCUGUAUAAGUUUGCCUGUCAGUAUCUCUGAGCAGUCUGAUAAUGUGCACAUAUCUUAGCUACAGAACAUAAAAGUAAAAGAGAGAGUCAGUAAAGGAAGGAUUUAAAGAUUUUCUUGUUUAUUCAAAAUGUUCUUUGAGCCUGUCAAGAUGUAAAGAGGAACAUGGUGUGUAUAUAUGCAACCCAGUCUCACAGCAAUUCAUGAAAUAGUCAUGAAAUUUAAUGUAAAUAUUCGUGUACAUGGACAUGAUUUUUCCAUUUUUUUCUUGACAGUCAGCAUGAUUUUCAAACUAAUGUAUUUUAAUUUGAAGUUGGUUUUGUACCUUUCGCACUUUUUUCUGUCAGUUGGGA